Molecule: messenger RNA, 1155 nt
Organism: Rangifer tarandus platyrhynchus (Svalbard reindeer)
Lineage: Eukaryota; Metazoa; Chordata; Mammalia; Artiodactyla; Cervidae
Source: the annotation of a GenBank genome assembly
AUGACCAGCCUGUUCCGCCGGAGCAGCGGCGGCGGGGGCGGUGGGGGCGCGGCGGGCGCUCGCGGGGCCGGGGCCGGCGCGGCCGCCUCGCAGGAGCUCAACAACAGCCGGCCGGCCCGCCAGGUGCGCCGCCUCGAGUUCAACCAGGCCAUGGACGACUUCACCACCAUGUUCCCCAACAUGGACUACGACAUCAUCGAGUGCGUGUUGCGCGCCAACAGCGGCGCCGUGGACGCCACCAUCGACCAGCUGCUGCAGAUGAACCUGGAGGCGGGCGGGGGCAGCGUCUACGAGGACAGCUCCGACUCCGAGGACAGCAUACCCCCAGAGAUUUUGGAGAGGACCUUGGAACCCGAUAGCUCUGAUGAGGAGCCCCCGCCUGUGUACUCUCCACCUGCCUACCACAUGCACGUGUUGGACAGGCCUUACCCACUGGCUCCCCCGACUCCACCUCCCCGCAUCGACGUGCUGGGCUCCGUGCCCCCUUCCAGCCAGAGCCGCUACCGGAACUGGAACCCCCCACUGUUGGGCAACCUCCCUGAAGACUUUCUCCGCAUCCUGCCCCAGCAGCUGGAUAGCAUACAGGCCACCUCCAGGGGCUCCAAGCUCGUGAGCACAGAGGGCAGCUUGCCCUCUGCGGUGGGGCCUGAGCCCAGGGACCAGGAGAGCCGCUGGAAGCAGUACCUGGAGGACGAGAGGAUUGCGCUCUUCUUGCAGAACGAGGAGUUCAUGAAGGAGCUGCAGCGCAACCGUGACUUCCUGCUCGCCCUGGAGAGAGAUCGACUGAAAUACGAGUCCCAGAAGUCUACAUCCAGCAGCGUGGCCGUGGGAAAUGACUUUGACUUUCCUUCUCCUGUCCCAGGAAACAGCGACGCCAACCCUGCUGUGUCUGAAGAUGCCUUAUUCAGGGACAAGUUGAAACACAUGGGAAAAUCCACCCGGAGGAAGCUGUUUGAGCUGGCCAGGGCCUUCUCGGAGAAGACCAAGAUGAGGAAGUCAAAGAGGAAGCACUUGCUGAAGCAUCAGUCGCUGGGGGCUGCGGCAUCAACAGCCAAUCUCCUGGAUGACGUGGAGGGCCAUGCUUGUGAUGAAGACUUCCGGGGAAGGCGACAGGAGGUGCCCACGGUGGAGCAAGCCCUUAAAGAAGGGCAGUAG